Molecule: messenger RNA, 276 nt
Organism: Ostertagia ostertagi
Lineage: Eukaryota; Metazoa; Nematoda; Chromadorea; Rhabditida; Trichostrongylidae
Source: the annotation of a GenBank genome assembly
AUGUACAUUGAUUCGCGAGAUUCAGGCACCUGCAUGGGAAUGAAUCUUGGAUACCCUAUCAAUCCUGCACGUGAUCUCGGACCACGAUUGUUUGCGUUCUUCAUUUACGAUAUCACAACUACUACUUCUGGAUACCGAUUGUCGCGCCGUUCUUUCGGAGCUGCUCUAGCGGCGUGGAGUUAUCACCUCUUCAUCGGUGCUCAUAUUCCCGAUCCGGUGCAGGAGUAUGUCCUGGAUGAAGUCAAGCAACCCCUGAAAUCAGCGAACGAUGCCUAG